Messenger RNA from Pseudomassariella vexata, 420 nucleotides. RefSeq lists its product as uncharacterized. NCBI's taxonomy places the organism in Eukaryota, Fungi, Ascomycota, Sordariomycetes, Amphisphaeriales, Pseudomassariaceae. The transcript is spliced from 2 exons. Gene Ontology annotation, molecular function: RNA nuclease activity; RNA binding. The coding region runs from base 1 to 420 and encodes 139 amino acids. The record is from RefSeq and is a predicted model, not a curated record.
AUGUACUCUUUUGAACAGAUCUGGACAGCACUGGAACGAGGGUAUGAUAUUGUACAAGGCAGGCAGCCUUACAGUGGCUGGAACGGUGCCGAUGUACCUCACCACUUUGGCGGCCAUAACUACGCACUCCAAUUCACGCCUGUUGGGGAUGGUGAUUGGGACAACAUGAGGCUAUACCUUCUAGUUCGAGGCCCGGGCCCUUGGGCGGGGCCUACCAGAAAUCCAGGCCCUGAUUGUGUUGUGUUCGAUCUGCGAGGAAGAUACUUCGGUGUUGUAACGCAUAGGGGAGAAAUAAACAAUGAAUUCCACUGGGCUACUCCUACGGACAUCAACGCACGUGCUAUCCGCAUCCCCGGUGUGCCAGGAAUCGAUAACCUCAUCGGGUAUGACAAGCCUGGAUAUUGGAAUAAUAUGUUCUAG